Molecule: messenger RNA, 876 nt
Organism: Coniosporium apollinis CBS 100218
Lineage: Eukaryota; Fungi; Ascomycota; Dothideomycetes
Exons: 1
Coding region: 1-876 (291 amino acids)
Source: RefSeq, a predicted model, not a curated record
AUGCCAACAGGAGAAAGAAUGAACCUCCCUAUCAUCAUCAAGAGCAUCAAAACGGGCGUCCGUUUCGAGACUUUCGUUGACGAUGUCUCCGCAGCGCUCCAAGCUGCUAUAGACAGACCACUGUCUCGGCCUGAAGAAGCCAUCUCGUACAGAACUCUAAACGACGACAGUAAGAAGCAAUACCACGGUCUGGGCAUCUCAGGUGCAGCAGACGGGCCAGACCGGACGAUCAUCAGCUCCAAAGCACUGUCGACUAAGCCUUCUCUCCCAAAGUUCUCGAAGUCAGGAAAACCCAUCCCGCAGGAUGGGUCACUGUCCCUAUGUCUAUUCGGUAUGGGGUGGUUUCCGAAAGAGAUUGCUGAGUCGCCGGAUGGUCCGCCCUCGCCAUGGAUGCCUGGUGCCAGAUUCCGAAUGCAGCAGUCCACUCAAGAUGGCGGAGCAGUAGCUGUGCGCGACACCCGUCGCCACGGAAAUCAGUUCGAAGCGUUAUAUGCUUCGAAUGUCAACGCUCAUCCCGCCGCUCUUCAAGCUCAUUCCCGAGGUCCCGUCGCGGCACUGGUUGCCUCGAUGUGGCCCGAAGACCUUGCUGGGGGGACGGUUGACCCUCAUCCGCAGGCCGUAGCGAGAGUUGAACCACAAGGCCCGGUCUAUGCGGAAUAUCUUACUGCAUCGCCGGAGUGUAUUGACGGGAUAAGCAACGGAGAAUCCUCGGAGGACGACUUGGAGGACUAUACAGAGGUCGACUCAGACGAGGACUCAGACGAGGACUCAGACUCCUUCGUCGAGAUCGAAAACACGGGGACGGAUGUUAUCCGUGAGUUGAUGUUCGAGAUUGACGAAGUCAUCGAUCUGUACGAGGGCCUGUCGGAUUCGUGA